UAGCUACCUGCAACACACCCCGAGUAGUCUCACCAUUGCUGUCACCACUUUCACCUGAGGAAAGACAAGAGGCCGCGAGUUCUCACUCCACAAGACAAACAUGACAACAACACAUCAGCUAAUGGCCGCCGCCUUCUACCUGUGCGGGCUUUUGUUUCUUCUCCACGUCGACUCCGUGAACAGCUUAAGAUGCAAGAGUUGUGGGAGUACUGACUUCACCUGCGAGACGGGAAAUGACGCGCCAGCGGUUAUUUGUAACGACGGGGACAAAUACUGCAUCGUUAUCAGAGUAAUCGGCAGCACAAACCAAGGUACGUUUCGUGGGUGCUUCAACGAGCCAGUAAACAGGUGCGUGCCUAAAACUAUCCUAGGUGUAACGUAUCAAAGCUGCUCCAAAACCUGCUCCUCUGACUUCUGUAACAGUCAACUGAGUGGAAACUGAGACAAGGAAGCAAGAUGAAACCGUUUCAUUCCUCUUGCUUAAGACUUACUUAAGUCGUCCUUUGCCUCUAUUGUUUCGAGAAUGUAUCGUAACAUCUCACAUUAAAUUUUUUUUUUUUUUUGUCCUGAAAACUGAAGAAAAUCAGUUUUAAAUC
This is a messenger RNA of Pomacea canaliculata, 596 nucleotides long. RefSeq lists its product as uncharacterized. The coding region runs from base 101 to 442 and encodes 113 amino acids. Lineage: Eukaryota; Metazoa; Mollusca; Gastropoda; Architaenioglossa; Ampullariidae. The transcript has 3 exons. The record is from RefSeq and is a predicted model, not a curated record.